UCCCCACCAUGGAUUUCCAGCACCGCCCUGGAGGGAAGACGGGCAGCGGAGGCGUUGCCUCGGCCUCGGAGAGCAACCGGGACCGGCGGGAGCGGCUGCGGCAGCUGGCCCUGGAGACCAUCGACAUCAACAAGGACCCCUAUUUUAUGAAAAAUCACCUGGGCUCCUACGAGUGCAAGCUCUGCCUGACACUGCACAACAACGAGGGGAGUUACUUAGCACAUACCCAGGGGAAGAAGCAUCAGACCAACUUGGCCCGGAGAGCUGCCAAGGAAGCCAAGGAAGCCCCUGCCCAACCUGCCCCAGAGAAGGUCAAAGUGGAAGUGAAGAAGUUUGUGAAAAUUGGGCGCCCAGGUUACAAAGUGACCAAACAGAGGGACCCUGAAACAGGCCAGCAGAGCCUUCUCUUCCAGAUCGAUUAUCCCGAGAUUGCAGAGAGCAUCAUGCCCCGGCACCGCUUCAUGUCGGCCUACGAGCAGCGCAUCGAGCCCCCCGACCGGCGCUGGCAGUACCUGCUCAUGGCAGCCGAGCCCUACGAGACCAUCGCCUUCAAGGUGCCAAGCAGGGAAAUCGACAAAGCAGAAGGAAAGUUUUGGACCCACUGGAACAGGGAAACCAAACAGGUAACUGGGACUGUCUGUGGGAAGGAUUGGGGAGGGCACAGCAGCAGGGACAGUGACAUCAGUGCUGUCCCUGCUGCUCUGAUGUGAAGAUCUUCAUUCCCUCAAUGCAAGUGUGCACUGAGAGCUCCUGGCAGAGAGGUCUGACCGUGUGUGAUCCGUGUGAGGAUUUGCCCAGGGAGGUUGUUGGCAGCAGCAGCAGCAGCAGG
This is a messenger RNA of Empidonax traillii (willow flycatcher), 829 nucleotides long. RefSeq names its product splicing factor 3a subunit 2 (gene SF3A2). Gene Ontology annotation, biological process: spliceosomal complex assembly. The transcript has 7 exons. Gene Ontology annotation, cellular component: U2-type prespliceosome; catalytic step 2 spliceosome; nucleus. Lineage: Eukaryota; Metazoa; Chordata; Aves; Passeriformes; Tyrannidae. Bases 9 to 710 code for a protein of 233 amino acids. Gene Ontology annotation, molecular function: zinc ion binding; nucleic acid binding. The record is from RefSeq and is a predicted model, not a curated record.